UGAUUGGAAUUCGCACCAAUGACUCGGUAUCACAGUGACAUUGGUUAUUUUCUCAUGACGAACCUUCCAGGCUCGAUUUCGAGGCUUAAUCUUAGCCUUCGAUUGCCCAAGGUUCUCUUUCGCUCAAACACUGGGAGUAGGAAUCUCCACUGCACACGGCGAGCUUCUGGGAUCCACAGCCACCGUAGUCUUCGAACCCUCGCGGGGGGACCUGUUUCGAUCUUCGAUUCUCAAAAGAGUUUUAUCUCCGGCUUAAAUAACGGUGGAAGAUCGAGCGCUUCUAGGGUUCUGGCGACGAUGUCGAAUGAAAGAGCACAAACUCAGGGACUUGUUCACUUCAAGCUGUCUCCAACUUGCGAUCUCAAAAUCCAGAAGGGAGAUAUUACCAAGUGGUUCGUCGAUGGCUCUUCUGAUGCUAUUGUUAAUCCUGCAAACCAACUGAUGCUUGGAGGUGGUGGAGCUGAUGGAGCCAUUCAUGCUGCUGCUGGUCCCGAACUUCGAGCAGCAUGCUAUGAAGUACCAGAAGUCCAACCUGGAGUUCGCUGCCCGACUGGAGAAGCAAGGAUUACACCAGGCUUUAGAUUACCCGCAUCUCAUGUAAUUCACACUGUUGGGCCAAUAUAUGAUGCUGAUAGUAAUCCUGAAGCUUCUUUAACAAACGCGUACAGAAAUAGUUUGCGUGUUGCCAUAGAGAACAACAUUCAAUAUGUUGCAUUUCCUGCCAUAUCAUGCGGUGUAUUUCGGUAUCCUAUUGAUGAAGCUGCCUCUGUAGCUCUAUCUACAGUUAGACUGUUUGCAAAUGGCUUGAAGGAGGUGCAUUUUGUUCUGUUCUCUGAUGAUAUAUACAAUGCUUGGUUGAACAAGGCAAAUGAAUUGCUCCAAGAUCAGUGAUUACGAUGUCCAUCAGUGCCCCAUGGUUACUUGUGAAGCAGAAUUUUAGGCUGGAAUGUGGAUAUUAAUGUCGAAAGUUGAAAAUAACAGUGUUGUGCAAAUGACGAGCAAAAAAAGAAAGAAAGAAAAGCUUGUGGACUUGUCAUAUUAGAAGCAGUAGUUGAACUUAAAGUACUGUAGUUUCUUUUUUACUGGAAAAGAUGGUUGUGAUAAUAAUUUGUACUUAGUUACGUCUGAUUGCCUGUUGCCUUGUA
Molecule: messenger RNA, 1145 nt
Organism: Diospyros lotus (date-plum)
Lineage: Eukaryota; Viridiplantae; Streptophyta; Magnoliopsida; Ericales; Ebenaceae
Exons: 7
Coding region: 19-891 (290 amino acids)
Source: RefSeq, a predicted model, not a curated record